Molecule: messenger RNA, 3263 nt
Organism: Grus americana (Whooping crane)
Lineage: Eukaryota; Metazoa; Chordata; Aves; Gruiformes; Gruidae
Gene: CCNG1
Product: cyclin G1
Exons: 7
Coding region: 209-1096 (295 amino acids)
Biological process (GO): mitotic cell cycle phase transition; regulation of cyclin-dependent protein serine/threonine kinase activity
Cellular component (GO): cytoplasm; cyclin-dependent protein kinase holoenzyme complex; nucleus
Molecular function (GO): cyclin-dependent protein serine/threonine kinase regulator activity
Source: RefSeq, a predicted model, not a curated record
GCUGGGCGGAGCGGAGCCCAGGGCGUUGUGGAACGGAACGGGACGGGACGGGUGGGCUGUCUACGGGGCGGUGGCUGCAUGGCGUCUUGCCGGUGGUCGCUGGUGCCCGAGGAACAGGGCGGUGCUUUAGAGUGAUCCCUCGGCACUGCGAGUCACACUGGCUUGGGGCCUUCCCCGCGAGAGAAGGGAACGGGACAACACAGACAAGAUGAUUGAGACACUUGUAACUACUGAAGCUCAGGAACUGCUGUACCAGCUCACAGCCCUAUUGGAGCAGGAGUUAAGAUGCCAGCCAAAGGCUGCUGGCUUGAGACUAAUUGAAUCUGCUCACGAUAAUGGCCUCCGAAUGACUGCAAGGCUGCGAGACUUUGAAGUGAAAGAUCUUCUCAGCUUAACUCAGUUCUUUGGCUUCCAUACAGAGACGUUUUCACUAGCUGUGAAUUUCUUAGAUAGAUUCUUGUCAAAAAUGAAGGUACAGCCUAAACACUUGGGCUGUGUUGGACUCAGCUGCUUUUACUUGGCUGUGAAGGCAUCAGAAGAAGAGAGAAACGUUCCCUUAGCCACUGACUUAAUUCGAAUAAGCCAGUACAGGUUCACUGUUUCUGAUAUGAUGAGAAUGGAGAAAAUCGUAUUAGAGAAGCUAUGUUGGAAAGUCAAAGCUACAACAGCCUUCCAAUUCCUACAACUGUAUCAUUCACUCAUUCAUGAGAAUUUAAGCUGUGAAAGGAGAAAAUACCUUAAUUUUGAGAGACUUGAGACCCAGCUUAAGGCAUGUCACUGCAGAAUCAUGUUUUCUAAAGCCAAGCCUUCUGUCUUGGCACUGUCUAUUAUAGCACUAGAAAUAGAAGAACAAAAACUAAUGGAGUUGACAGAGGCAUUGGAAUUUCUGCAGUUGCAUUCCAAGAUAAACAGCAGAGAUUUGACCUUCUGGAAGGAACUGGUGUUAAAGUGCCUUACAGAAUAUUCCUCAAGCAAAUGUUCCAAACCAAAUGUCCAGAAAUUAAAAUGGAUUGUGUCUGGACGUACAGCACGGCAGCUUAAACAUAGCUACUACAGAAUAACGCACCUUCCAACUAUCCCAGAGACCAGCUCAUAAUAGGUAACCUCUUGAAGAUGUGUAACAUAAACGUAGUAGGCCUGUCAUAGAGGCUGGUUUAUUCUCGUGUUCAUGCUUGAGCCAGUGCUGUACCUAAAGAAGUAGCAACCUAAUAUAUGAACGUUGGAGAAAGAACUGAUCCUCUGGUGUGCUGUGGGAGCAGAAAAGUGUUCUACAGACAUUGGGACUUCAUUCAAACUAAAAUGUGGAGUAAAACUGGUAAAAAGGCAGAGAAAAAACUUGGCUUGCUCCUAUCCUCAAAAGAAUCAGCUAAGAGGAAACAGUUGCCUGUUAGAAUGAGUUCCUUGUAAUUGUUCACUUAAACCACUUACAAGGCAGAAGUUAUACUUGUAUAACUGCCCAUUUAGUAAAGUCUAAAAACUGUAAUUCAGUUAUUCAUAUUACUGGUUUUUUACUCUGUAGAAAUUGUGAACUACUUCCUUAUCUAGACUUUAAUUCCAAAAGCUACAUGUUUUCUAUAACACCUGUCUUGCUAUUGUCUUGCUAUAUUAAAAUCUGAUGCUUUGUUUGACUCUUGUAGAAAGCCCUUCAGUUGACUGGUAUUUUUAUUUUUUUACAGGAGUACAGUAAAACGAGGAGAGAACCAUCCUAUGACCUUAUCAACAGACACAUGAAUAAUAUUUGAGAAACAAAGUCUGAAACAUGAUCUUACUAAUGAAGAACUCAACUCGUGGAAAGAAUAUGUAACAUUUCAGACUAAAGAUCCUUCCAGCAAAUAAGUUCUUCUCAUGAUGAUUACAAUAUUCAGUAUCAGUUUUCAGUCUUACUUGUUAGACUGUUUACUGUUCAGUGAAAUACCACAGUAUCAAUACAAGGAAUUUUAUGUAGAGUGGGUUGUGCAGUCUCACCUUGGUUUCCUGUUAACUGCAGGUGCAGAAUUAUAUAUAUUUAAUUUUAAAAAUCUGUUUCACUUUACAAAGAUUACGUGACACUAGGAAAACCUCAUGUGCAGUAGUAGCACAGUGUUGCAGUGUCUCAGUCAAACUAAAGACUAAUCCCGCUCAAUGUUGAUGACAAUAGCAAAUGCCUGUCAGGCCACCUGACAUGCUGUUUGGGCAGUGUCGUGUGUCUGCGUGUUCCUGCUGGGCAGGACACCGGCCUUCCACCAUAGACACGCAUUAAAAACUAGGCUAUGUGAUACCCACUGCACAUGUCAGGUAGCUAGAGCAGGAGAAAAGAGAAACCUUAUUUCAUUGCCUUGUAAAAGCUGCUCACUAACACAGCAUCAGUAACUUUAGUAUUUUGUAAGAGGUGUAUAGUUUACUAAGAUUACGAAUUAUUUCAUAGAAUGUAAAAACUUCAUGAUACCUAAUGAAGGCUGAGGGAAAUUACUGGGUCACCUCCCCCAAAUUGGACAUCAGUUUUCCAAAGUUUCACUGUACGGGAGGUAAAUGCUGAUGCUGAACAGGUGCAUUUUUACAGGCACGGUAGGAGCAGGGCUAAUGCCCCAUCUUGGCCUGUACAUAGGAGCAAUCUAGUUGAGAAAGACUGAAGAUUGCUUCAGCUCUGAUCUCUUUAAUGGUAAGCUUUGUAAAAUACAACUGUUUUUUCUGACGACCAGAUCAGUACUUGAGGCAUAUUGUGCUUCUAGUGCUAACAAGGAAGUGAAUAAUAAGAAUGUAUUACUGUAUGUAAGAUGAAAAGAAGUGUUGGGGAAAUGUUGCUAAUGACCUCUUCUGCAUUACUGUGGAGCAGAGGCUGUUAGUGAUAGGCUGUUACUGAUUGCCAUAUGAACUGACUUACUGGAGAAGGAGAGAUAAGAAUGUUCUGAAUAGAGUGUGGGCUUAGAUGUUAGCCAACCAACUCCUUCCCCUUUAUAGUAAUAGCUGAGGGGAAAACCAUUCUUUACCUAUCUCAAACUAGUUAAACUUUUCACAGAAGAAUUCAUACCAAAGCUCUGUACUGGACAAAUCAAGCGUUCUCAUGAACUCAAGGGAGCGAUUGCAUCUGCGUAACAUGCAAUUGGGUUUUGCAUCUGCCAGUGCUAUCUGCGUUGUGCUGGCCUCUGAAAAGCAUACAAGUGAUUCUCACAAAGGUGUGGUCAGCCUGCUGGGAGAGAUGGAGAAGAUGCAAUGUGCAAUUCUAAUGGUAUUGUCAUGUCUCAAUAUUAAGAUAUGUACCUUUCAAUUAAACAUUGAAAUGUGCU